Molecule: messenger RNA, 2313 nt
Organism: Rhopalosiphum padi (bird cherry-oat aphid)
Lineage: Eukaryota; Metazoa; Arthropoda; Insecta; Hemiptera; Aphididae
Product: protein FAM200A-like
Exons: 3
Coding region: 1-2313 (770 amino acids)
Source: RefSeq, a predicted model, not a curated record
AUGGAUAAGUUUUUGAAUUCUAGUAGAAAACGUGAUAAUCCAGAAGUAAUUUCAAAUAUUGAAAAGAAACAAAAAAUCAGAAAAUAUGAUGAUAGUUAUUUGAAUUUCGGAUUUACUAUCACUGUUGUUGCAAACGUAGAACAUCCCCAGUGUGUUGUUUGUUUGAAAGUAAUGGCUGUAGAAAGUAUGCUUCCAAAUAAAAUGAAACGCCAUUUGGAGACAGUUCAUGGAAAUUUGGUGAACAAACCACGUGAUUAUUUCGUAUCAAAAUUAAAAGCUAUGGCUCAACAAAAACAUAUUUUUACAAAACAAACUACAAUUCCUUCUAAAGCACUACUUUCUUCCUAUAAAGUAGCUUGGCGAAUAGCAAAGAGUAAAAAACCUCAUACUAUCGCAGAAAAUCUAAUUUUACCAGCCGCUAUGGAUAUGGUGUCUAUUAUGAUUGGGGAUGCUGCUGCUAAACAACUUCAAAAUGUGCCAUUAUCAGAUAAUACUAUUAGUCGUAGAAUACAAGAUAUGGCUGAAGACAUCAAUGAUCAAUUAAUUGAAAAACUAAUAGGAAAUGACUUCGCCAUUCAACUGGAUGAAGCAACUGACAGCCAUAAUGAUGCCCAUCUUAUUUGUUAUGUAAGGUUCGUAGUAAAUGACGUGUUUCAUGAAGAUUUACUUUUUUGUAAAACUAUUGUUGGUGAAACAAAAGCAGCAGAUUUAUUUAAUAUAUUAGAUUCUUUCAUAAUUGAAAACAACAUUGUUUGGGACAGAUGUUUUGGUGUUUGCACCGAUGGAGCUCGCUCUAUGGCAGGUUGUUAUAAUGGUUUACAAGCACUCGUUAAAAAAAAAGCCCCUAACGCUGUAUGGACGCACUGUAUUAUUCACAGAGAAGCUCUCGCUUCAAAAAUUAUUAGUCCAAGUCUUAAUGAAGUCUUGCUGUCUGUUAUUGAAAUAGUUAAUUUCAUCAAAACUCGACCUAUAAAGUCCCGGUGUUUUAAAAAAAUGUGUGAAGACAUAGGAGCUGAGCAUACCUCACUUUUGUAUUAUUGCAACUCCCGUUGGCUUUCACGAGGAAACGUGUUGAAAAGAGUAUUUGAACUUCGAAAAGAACUACAUUUAUCUUUACAAGGUAAUGAGACCCACAUUUUGCAGUUAACUGAAAAAAUUACUUCUUUUAAAAGAAAAUUAGUCUUGUGGAAGAAUAAAAUGGAUGAAGGUGCUUUAAAUGACUGUUUUCCCACAUUGUACAUGUUCCUUCAUGAAAAUAAUUUAAACUUGAUAGAAUCUAUCAAAUUAGUAUUCAUGGAACACUUAUCACAACUUAUUGUUCACUUCCAAAAUUAUUUUCCCGAGGACGAUCAACAACGAAAUUGGAUUAAAGAUCAUUUUACUACUGAUCUACCGUCAGAAUUAACAAUUACUGAACAAGAACAACUGAUAGACUUGUACUCAGAUUCAGUAUCAAAAUCCAAAUUUGUAUCAUUAUCUUUACCAGAAUUUUGGAUAGCUAUGAAGAAGCAAUAUCCGAUCGUAGCCAAUAAGGCUAUCAGGACUUUAAUUCCAUUUGCUUCUUCAUACUUAUGUGAAACGGGUUUUUCGGCCUUAGCAGUUAUCAAAAAUCAUUUAAAACGAAAACAUCCAUCAACUUUAAAUACAGCAUUUGUAAAUGAGGAAGAUCCAGAUUCCGAAUUACAAACUGUCAACAAUUUAACGGCCCCGUCAUCUUCAUCAAUUUCUUCUUCUUUACCUAACACUUUAACAACAUCAGAACAAUCUUUAGAGCCUUUGGUAAAACGUCAACGCCAACUUAGGUUAUAUGGUUCAGCAAAAAAAAAUGAACUUAGUGACGCUGACAAUAAAUCAAUAGAUAAGGCGUUAGUAAAAAUGAUUGUUUCUGAUUAUCAGCCUCUAUCUAUCGUAGACAAUAUCGGUUUUAAAGAAUACACAAAAAUUUUACAGCCUCUUUAUACUCCUCCGAGUAGAAAAUUGUUAUCGACAAAAUUAUUACCUACUGAAUAUGACGUUAUAGUUUCAAAAUUAAAGGGUAUGUUAAGAACUGUUCUCAAUGUAUCAGUUACUACAGAUAUGUGGACAUCCGACUCUAAUAAGGCCUAUAUUACAGUUACAUGCCAUUUCAUAUUCGAUGAUAUUUUAUACUCACCAGUUCUUGCAACAAGGGAAGUACAUGAUUCACAUACUGGGGAGAAUAUUGCUGCUUCACUUAGACUAAUUUUCGAUGAAUGGGAAAUAUAUAGUAAAAUUGUCACUAUAGUGUCCGACAACGGAGCAAAUAUUAAAAACGCUAUUAACCAACACCUUUAA